Molecule: messenger RNA, 1227 nt
Organism: Punctularia strigosozonata HHB-11173 SS5
Lineage: Eukaryota; Fungi; Basidiomycota; Agaricomycetes; Corticiales; Punctulariaceae
Product: endopeptidase
Exons: 7
Coding region: 1-1227 (408 amino acids)
Biological process (GO): proteasome-mediated ubiquitin-dependent protein catabolic process
Cellular component (GO): proteasome regulatory particle, base subcomplex
Molecular function (GO): ATP hydrolysis activity; ATP binding; proteasome-activating activity
Source: RefSeq, a predicted model, not a curated record
AUGUCUGUAGCGGCACAAACACACACGACGCCCGCAGGGAUCAGGGCCUACUACCAAGCGAAGAUCGAGGCCGCCGAGAUCACCAUCAACCAAAAGACGCAGAACCUGCGGCGGUUAGAAGCUCAACGGAAUGCCUUGAACGCGAGAGUGCGAUUGUUGCGGGAGGAGCUGCAGCUGCUCCAUGAACCGGGGAGUUACGUCGGGGAGGUGGUGAAGGUUAUGGGCAAGAACAAGGUGCUCGUGAAGGUGCAACCCGAAGGCAAAUACACUGAACAGCGGUCGCCCGUAGUCGUCGACAUCGACUCCGAGAUCGACCAGGCGACGCUGACGCCGACCCUGCGCGUCGCGCUCCGGUCCGACUCGUACACGCUGCACAAAGUCCUUCCGAACAAGGUGGACCCGCUCGUGUCGCUGAUGAUGGUCGAGAAGGUGCCGGACAGCACGUACGAGAUGGUCGGCGGGCUCGACAAGCAGAUCAAGGAGAUCAAGGAGGUCAUCGAGCUCCCCGUCAAGCACCCGGAGCUGUUCGAGGCGCUCGGUAUCGCGCAGCCCAAAGGCGUGCUGCUGUACGGCCCGCCCGGGACGGGCAAGACCCUCCUCGCGCGUGCGGUCGCGCACCACACCGACUGCCGCUUCAUCCGCGUGUCCGGCUCGGAGCUCGUGCAGAAGUAUAUCGGAGAGGGAAGCCGGAUGGUCCGCGAGCUGUUCGUGAUGGCGCGCGAGCACGCGCCGAGUAUCAUCUUCAUGGACGAGAUCGACUCGAUCGGCAGUUCGAGAGGGGACGGCGGGUCGAGCAGCGGCGACUCGGAGGUGCAGCGGACGAUGCUCGAGCUGCUGAACCAGCUUGACGGGUUCGAGCCGUCGAAGAACAUCAAGGUCAUCAUGGCCACCAACCGGAUAGACAUCCUGGACUCUGCACUCCUCCGACCAGGUCGUAUCGACCGAAAGAUCGAGUUCCCGCCACCAGGCCCCGAAGCCCGCGUGGCUAUCCUGCGCAUCCAUUCACGGAAGAUGUCAUUACAACGCGGAAUCGACCUGCGAUCUUUGGCGGAGAAGAUGGGCCAAUGUUCCGGUGCGGAAGUCCGCGGUAUAUGCACGGAGGCCGGCAUGUACGCCCUUCGAGAACGGAGACAGCACGUCACGCAGGAGGACUUCGAGUUCGCCAUCGCCAAGGUUCUCAAGAAGAACCAGGACAGCAAUACGUCCGUCAACAAGCUCUUCUCAUGA